UAAGCAACAACCAUAAACAAAGGCUUGGUGGCUUGCUUAGUGCUGACAGAACAGGCUGAUGAAACUGAAAAGAUGAGGCAAACAUGUAAUAGUGAUGGUGGAGUGGGUUCCACUGAAAAUGUUCAAGCCCGGGGAAUAACUCUUCUCUCUAUAUUCGUCGACACUCCAACUGCAGAACCGAAUCCUGAAACCAAGCUAUUGGCUGACUUCAAGACAGACACUCAUCUCAGCAAAGUGUACUUGGCGGGAAGAGAGUAUCUCAACAAGGAAGGUCAGACCUCUGUGAGCCCGCUCGUUGGGAAAAUAAUGCAACAGAUCUGCACAGACCCCACUCUCUGUCCAGAGUAUCCAUCAUCCUUUGGCCUUCCAGAAUUCACCAGGAGAGCAACAGAAUUGGUUUUGGGCAGGGACUGCCAUGCCAUCGUGGAGAACAGGGUGUUGGGUGUGCAGACUGUGGGCUGUACUGGGGCUGUCCGUCUGGGGGCUGAGCUCUUGAAGCACUGGUACAAUGUGAGCGGUGUCUGGUGUGGGCCAGUCUAUCUCUCCUCCCCCUGUGAUGACUCCUUGGCUGGUAUCUUUGAGGCAGCAGGGAUCCAGGAUGUCCGUCGGUAUCGGUAUUGGGAUACAGAGCAGAGGGGUGUGGGUGUGCAAAAAAUGAUGGAGGAUCUGGAGAUGGCUCCAGAGCAGAGUGUCAUUGUUCUGUCUGCUUCUGCUCACUGCCCUACUGGUUCAGACCUCUCCCAGAAGCACUGGAGACUCCUCACACAGCUUAUGGUGAGGUGUAGGUUUUUCCCUUUCUUCCUGCUGCCUGCACAGGGCCUAUGCCAUGGGGAUGUUCAACAAGACGCCUGGCCAGUGCGUCUGUGUGCCUCUCUGGGGAUGGAGCUUCUGUGUGCCCAGUCCUUCUCCCACAGCUUUGGGCUUUACGGCGAGCGAGUUGGACACCUCUUAUGUGUCCUAAAGCAGAGCUCCACACUGCUAGCUGUUCAGUCCCAGGCCGAGAAGCAGGUCAGGGCUUUGUGGUCCCGGCCAUCUGUCAGAGGAGCUCGUGUGGUUGCCACGGUGCUCAGUAACCCUGCCCACCAUGUGGAGUGGCAGGAAGGAGUGAAGAGUAUGGUGGAGAGGGGCAUACUGGUCAGAGAGAGGUUGAGAGAGAAGCUAAGGCUUCUUGGAUGUCCUGGCAGCUGGGAUCACCUGAUCCAGCAAGGUGGACUGUACUGUUGCACGGGGCUGAAUGUCCAACAAGUGGAAUUCCUGGAAAAGAGGAGACAUAUCUACCUGCAUCCCAAUGGCUGUCUGAAUUUUAAGGUCAGACACUUUCUUUUUCACAUCAGCCACAGUUCUGUCUUGCUGCCCCACCUGGUUCACUGCAGCGGCGACACACUCCCAAGCUAGCUGUUUGGCUUUGUUUGUCAACCCACCGAAUAAUACGUGUUUCCUGUCUUCGAUCUCCUCUACCAUCGCUGUGAUCUCGUCUUUCAAAAGGUUUGCUUUUCUAUUUUGGUCCAUGGCUAUUCCUGACUAAACCCUCAUUUGUGCUAGCAUUCUAUAAGGGGAAAUCGUUGAUUGUAAGGCACGUUCAGGUGCCGUCAAUUUUAAGUUAAUUUUAGAUUUAUAGAUCACAGGUGCGUGUAUUACAAAAUGGGAUUCUUAGAACCUGUGUAAGCAAGGUUUUUUAUGCCCAGAAUCUUUUAUGAAUCUAAUGUAAGCACACCAUCGGAAAUUAUCUUACGACUAAGUUCAAGUAUAAAUGAGGCCCCUGGUGACAGCCUCCAUAAAAUCCUUAUUCAGCUUGACUAAAUCAUGUGAAGGAAGCAUCUUUAUGUCACAUACAAUACCAAACGAAUUAGGGCUGAAUUCAUAGGGAAAAUUGCUGUUAGUUAUCAUUUAUUUAAACAAAUUAACAAUUGACUUUAGUAUGUAGAGUGUAACAUCCAAGCGUUAAAUUAGAGGUAGGGAUUAAGGAAUAUGAACUACGGCAUAUGGUAUUUUGAACCUACAUAGCUGGAAAUAUUGUAGGCAUAUAGUUGUGCUGUGGUAGUCCAGUAAGGAGCACUCUUUCCUCUGGUACAAGUAGAUCCUAAUGCCCUAGUUGGGUAAAAGGGUUCUUGUGUAGUCAAGACAAGGGUCCAUCUUUUGGAGAGAUGUUAAACAGAGAUCCUGACCUUAUAGAGACAACUAUUGUGACACUUACAAUAUGGGAGUAAUAGAGAGAUUGUCGUAGCCACGUUCCCAGUCGGAUUCUAGUAGGCCUAUCAGUCUGCCAUUUAAUAAUCUUUGAAUUCUUCAUCCUCUUCACUGCAAUGACUGUUGUUUGUGCUCACAGAACACUCACAGAACACUGCCCAAUUGGAUAGUUUCACCCUUUUGUAAUUUUUAACAUGUUAUUUUAACUCUAGUGAUAACGUAACCAUGAAAUGAUUAAGGUCAACCUUUUUAGUUUUUUAUUGACCAAUUUAUUUUAUACUGUAACCUAUUGUUUGUGGCACAUUGAAAGAUAUUAUUUUGAAUGCAUACAGGUAGUUCCAUGGUAGAAGGUCAAAUAAAUGUGCAGUGACAAAUAAUUAAAAACCUUCUUAAAACUUUUAAAAUUAAGUGUACUAUACCAAUUUUCAUAAUAAGAUGGUGCUCAUGUCAUUAGGAAAUACAUCCAUGUUGUUUACCUGAAUAUUGAUUGUUUGAUUACAACCUCUGUUUGUUGUAACGGAUACACAUUGCAUUGGAGCAAAAACCAUCUACGUUUUGUGUGAUGAUGUAAGCUAGUCUUUGUAGUUGCUGUCAUAUCGUAGCCACUAGCCAGAGUUGUUGAAAAAGAACACUACUACUCUGACUGCUUGUCUACCUCCUGCUUAGCCAUUGUUUGCAAUGAUGAUUAAAAAAAUAA
This is a messenger RNA of Oncorhynchus tshawytscha (Chinook salmon), 2884 nucleotides long. It is a transcript of the gene got1l1, whose product is annotated as glutamic-oxaloacetic transaminase 1 like 1. Gene Ontology annotation, biological process: L-aspartate biosynthetic process. Bases 73 to 1395 code for a protein of 440 amino acids. The transcript has 9 exons. NCBI's taxonomy places the organism in Eukaryota, Metazoa, Chordata, Actinopteri, Salmoniformes, Salmonidae. The record is from RefSeq and is a predicted model, not a curated record. Gene Ontology annotation, molecular function: pyridoxal phosphate binding; L-aspartate:2-oxoglutarate transaminase activity. Gene Ontology annotation, cellular component: cytosol.